UAGCCAUGGAGGUGAUACUAUUACUCUCCGUGGCUCUGGUCAUGACAAGUUUCGGUAUUAGUGGCACCGCCAUGGCCAGCAGCAUCACCACUUACCCCGAUUUCCAACAGUUGCACGUCAAACAAACAAUCGCUGCUGCUUCCACCAAGUUAUACAAGGAAGAAUUAAAAGAAGACAGCAGCGGAUCUGGAGGAGGAAGAUGGAGGGUGAAGGUGGUUCAUAGAGAUAAGAUAUUCCCACAAGCAUCACACAACAAGAGCAUUUUCCAUGCGCGCAUCCACAGAGACGUCAAAAGGGUCGACAGCCUUAUGCGUCGUCUCGGCGGUAAUAGUAAUGAUCAAGUGAUGAAUAAGAAGCUGGACUUUGGAUCGGAGGUGGUUUCAGGAAUGGCGCAAGGCAGCGGUGAAUACUUCGUGAGGAUCGGAGUCGGUAGCCCUGCCAGAAGCCAAUACGUGGUGAUUGACUCCGGCAGCGAUAUUGUGUGGGUCCAGUGUCAACCUUGUAGCCAAUGUUAUCACCAGUCCGACCCCAUCUUCGACCCUUCCCGCUCUGCUUCUUAUUCCGGCGUCUCUUGCACCUCCACCGUCUGCGACCGCCUCCAGAACUCCGCCGGCUGCCAUGCAGGCCGCUGCAGCUACGAGGCUUCCUACGGCGACGGCUCCUACACGCAGGGCACUCUCGCCUUCGAGACUCUCACCUUCGGCCGCGCUCUCAUCCGCAACGUCGCCAUCGGCUGCGGCCACAUGAACCGCGGCAUGUUCGUCGGAGCCGCCGGUCUUCUCGGCAUCGGUGGUGGGCCCAUGUCAUUCGUCGGCCAGCUCGGCGGACAGACCGGCGGUGCAUUUUCUUACUGUUUGGUCAGCCGUGGUGACGCAAGCACCGCCGGUACACUAGAGUUUGGGAGGGCGGCGAUGCCGGUAGGCGCUGCGUGGGUCCCUCUGAUCAGGAACCAAAGGGCGCCGAGUUUCUACUACGUCGGCCUCGCUGGUCUUGGAGUGGGAGGCAUGCGUGUCCCGAUAUCUGAAGACGUGUUCCGGCAGACGGAGCUAGGUUACGGUGGCGUUGUUAUGGACACCGGAACCGCCGUGACGAGGUUCCCGACGUUGGCGUAUGAGGCAUUCCGCGACACGUUUGUUGAGCAGACGGCGAGCCUGCCUCGGGUGUCCGGAGGAGUCUCCAUCUUCGACACGUGUUACGAUUUGAACGGGUUUGUGUCGGUUCGGGUACCGACGGUGUCGUUUUAUUUCACCGGCGGGCCCAUACUGACUCUUCCGGCAAGGAACUUUCUGAUUCCGGUGGAUGACAAGGGCACGUUUUGUUUGGCGUUUGCUCCUUCGGGUGCAGGGCUUUCGAUAAUAGGGAACAUUCAGCAAGAGGGCAUCCAAAUCUCAUUUGAUGGCGCUAAUGGUUUUGUUGGGUUUGGACCCAAUGUCUGCUAAAUGAAUGUGCAUGCAUGAUGAUGUGUAUGCUAAACUACUAGCUAGAUAUCUUACAUAUAUGCAUGAGUUUUGGUAGCUUGAGUAGGUAGUUUGUGUUCAUAUUAUAUGUUCUAGCUAUAGCAGAUGCAUAUCUAGUAUCAAAACGUCAACCACGGGCAAAUAAAUAUGCCUUCGAGGAGCAAUGUAUUGUGGCUUUUGGUGGUGUGAAUGUAUGCCUAGAUCUUCACUUUUCACUUGGACUAGCUAAUUAGCUAGAUCAAGAUUC
This is a messenger RNA of Fragaria vesca subsp. vesca, 1704 nucleotides long. RefSeq names its product protein ASPARTIC PROTEASE IN GUARD CELL 2-like. The record is from RefSeq and is a predicted model, not a curated record. Gene Ontology annotation, molecular function: aspartic-type endopeptidase activity. The coding region runs from base 6 to 1439 and encodes 477 amino acids. The transcript has a single exon. NCBI's taxonomy places the organism in Eukaryota, Viridiplantae, Streptophyta, Magnoliopsida, Rosales, Rosaceae. Gene Ontology annotation, biological process: proteolysis.